Messenger RNA from Bombina bombina (fire-bellied toad), 1472 nucleotides. RefSeq names its product OTU deubiquitinase 3 (gene OTUD3). The transcript is spliced from 6 exons. The record is from RefSeq and is a predicted model, not a curated record. Gene Ontology annotation, molecular function: cysteine-type deubiquitinase activity. Gene Ontology annotation, biological process: protein deubiquitination. The coding region runs from base 125 to 1162 and encodes 345 amino acids. Lineage: Eukaryota; Metazoa; Chordata; Amphibia; Anura; Bombinatoridae.
CAAUCUAGCUAUCUAUGGUUAUGUGACGCAAUGAGAUCUGCGAUCACCGAGUUCGGUGAAUACCGGAAGUGGUGGUUCUGCAGUUUUGUUGUGCGGAGUCAACGGGUUAUACAGGCACAAAAUUAUGUCUAGGAAGCAGGCGGUACGAACCCGGCCUGGUAAGAAAGCAGAGGUGGAACGUAAAAGAGAUGAGCGAGCGGCGCGCAGGGCCCUAGCAAAAGAACGCAGGAACCGAUCCGGAGACGGUACGGAUGCAGAGGAAUUCGUCAGCUUUGCAAACCAGCUGCAAGUGUUGGGGCUCCGACUGCGAGAAGUACCAGGGGACGGGAACUGCUUAUUUAGAGCUCUGGCUGACCAGCUGGAGGGUCAUUCGCGCAACCACCUGAAGCACCGCCAGGAGACAGUGGAUUACAUGGUAAAACACAGGGAGGAUUUUGAGCCGUUUGUUGAGGAUGACGUGCCAUUUGAUAGACAUGUCACUAAUUUGGCACAGCCUGGUACCUUUGCUGGUAAUGAUGCUAUCGUGGCUUUUGCUCGGAGCAAUCAAGUAAACGUGGUGAUUCACCAGCUUAAUAAUCCGCUUUGGCAGUGGCAGGGCAUGGAUUCUGUUGUUGCACAGUGCACUGUUCCUUUUAAAUGUAAUUUUUUUUUAUUUAUUUUUUCCCCACACACAGACGUUUCUAGAUGUUGCUGCAGUUACAUUACUGCUACAUUUUUCAUCUGCGCUCUCUACUCUACAGGUGCUGAUCCAGACUUUACAGCAGUGGGAACAGACCAUCCUUACGCACCUGCUUCCUGGGAUGUGAAUGAGAGUGAAUCUGAGCAAGAUGACAACUAUGAACACAGAUCACAGGAGCAUAGGAUGCUUAGCAAACCAGAAAAUGCCGACCUAAAGAAGGGGGAGAACGGCCUGCGAAAAGGGGGCGGUGAAGAUCUGAAGAGCAAUAUAGAUGGAAACAAUACAAACAGAGUCCAGCAGAAGAUAAGUAACAAGCAGAUUAAAGCUCAGCAGCGCCAACAAAAGAAGAAACGACAGGAGGAACGACAUCGUCAGAAGGUACUGGAGAGCAGGGGCAAUAAUACCGAUAACAACAGACAAGAGGCAGAGGACACAUCUAGUGCAGUGACUGUGGUGAAAGCGCUCACUGCGCUGAAUAUCUGACUAUUCAAAUACAAAAUCUGUGUAGCCGGACUUGUCUGCUCUUACAAGACUAUGCUCUCAGUGUCACAACAGACUGUAACAUGCAUGGGAAGAGGAGACCUUGUGAUAGCCCCCCUUUAUGACUGGCGUUAACGGUUAUCCUCUUUCAUACGGUGCCUUGAGUGUGUCCUGUAACAGUUGCACCUCAUAGGGGGGUGUAUGGCGCAUUGGACGUCACACUUGUGGUACAGGAAGUGCGCUAAUAUCUUUGUGUUAAAAUGCUGUUCACUAAAUUAUAUUUUUUAAAUAAAAAAACAGUAUUGCAAAGGUU